GCAACGCGCUUCCGGUCUCGGAACCUGCGCGGAGCGACGUGAUUACGCUAGGGAAGUCUCGGGGAUAGUCCGCGGCCAUGAAAGCAGUUUUGGAGGUCGCGUAGCCCAGUGUAGUCGUAUAUCAAGGACGUAUUGGUGUCAUAGAUCAUCUUUUGGCCAGUAGAACGCAAAGAAAACCAGCAUAACGAAAAACGGUGACGCGAUGGCUGUCGUCACCGAGUUGAUCUCGCAGAUCGCAUUUGAUGACUUUGUCGAGUCCAAGAAUCUUUCCGUAAUACACUUCUACGCAACCUGGCUUGAGCAAUGCACUCAAAUGGAUGAAGUGCUCGAAGAGAUGAACAAGUUGGAGGAGUACAAAGAAGUGAAAUUCGCUAGACUUGAAGCAGAGACUAUACCCGAAGUGUCUCUGAAGUGUGAAGUGGUGGUUGCGCCCACAAUCAUUUUGCUGCGGAAUAGUCGUGUGGUAGAUAGGGUGGACGGCGUCAAAGUUAAUGAAUUAACUGAGAAAAUCAAAUAUCAUAUGAGCUAUAAAGUAGAAGAUCCUCCAUACCACGAUCCGAUGAAACCAAGAGAAUCUUUCGAGAGUAAAUUGAAGGCGUUGAUAAAUCAAGCACCAUGCAUGCUGUUUAUGAAGGGGAAUCCCACAAAUCCACGAUGUGGCUUCUCCAGAACAAUUGUUUCCAUUCUAGAUAAUUACAAUACAGACUACAAGUCGUUUGAUAUAUUACAGGACAAUGAUGUUAGAGAAGGACUUAAAAAGUUUAGCAAUUGGCCAACAUAUCCACAGUUAUAUAUUAAUGGAGAGCUAAUUGGCGGUUUAGACAUUGUGAAUGAGAUGAACGAAUCAGGCGAGUUAGAAAGUUUGCUACCAAAAAAAGAAUAAUAAUGCAAAGUAGAUCGCUAUCUUUUUAAAUGGAAGUGUGUACUGUGUCAAUUUUCAAGCGUAAUUCUUACGCAUACAUAACGAGAUAUUUUUAUUCUAAGCAACUGUUAUUUUAAACAUUAAAGUCUUUCAAAGUUUUUUC
Molecule: messenger RNA, 1025 nt
Organism: Pogonomyrmex barbatus (red harvester ant)
Lineage: Eukaryota; Metazoa; Arthropoda; Insecta; Hymenoptera; Formicidae
Gene: Grx3
Product: Glutaredoxin 3
Biological process (GO): intracellular iron ion homeostasis
Cellular component (GO): nucleus; cytosol
Source: RefSeq, a predicted model, not a curated record